Molecule: messenger RNA, 4466 nt
Organism: Corythoichthys intestinalis (scribbled pipefish)
Lineage: Eukaryota; Metazoa; Chordata; Actinopteri; Syngnathiformes; Syngnathidae
Gene: pex1
Product: peroxisomal biogenesis factor 1
Exons: 24
Coding region: 98-3724 (1208 amino acids)
Biological process (GO): protein import into peroxisome matrix
Cellular component (GO): peroxisome; cytosol; peroxisomal membrane
Molecular function (GO): ATP binding; ATP hydrolysis activity
Source: RefSeq, a predicted model, not a curated record
UCGCUGUCAGAGCAUCUGUGGAGUUGUUUGCACAUUAGCUUGAGAAACUUUGGCACGGCUGUGUCACAUUUACAAUUAAACCCAUGCAGGAGACGAAAUGUUCAGCGGAAUUCAACCCGUGACGGUUGUGUUUAACAACGCGAAAAAUUGUUUCCUCCAUGUGCCUGCCAAGUUAAUUUCCCAUCUCUCUCUGAGCGAGAACCAGGCUUUGGAGUUGUCCUGGAGUCAUGAUGGACCUCCUGUUUUUCUCAGCUGGACUCUUAGCCGCAGCUCCUCCAACUUUGAUAACCACCAUGUGGAGAUGUGCCGACAUCUCGCAGAAAAGUUGGGCCUGCUGGAAGGAGAGGAGGGCUUCUUGAGGGCAUGUCCGCAAGUGUCAUCAGUGCGUCAAGUGUUUGUGGAGCCACUCUCAGCUGAUGACUGGGAGAUUUUGGAGCUCCACAGUGGUGCGCUCGAGGAGCAUCUUCUGGAUCAGAUUAGAGUGGUAUUCCCAGAUGCUGUUUUGCCUGUGUGGGUGGACAGCCACACAGUUCUUUACAUUCAGAUAGCGUCCUUGUUACCUUCAGUGCCUUACGGUCGGCUGGAGCCCUUCUCGGAGCUCAUGGUAACCCCUAAAAAACACACCAGGCACCCCGAGGUGCCUCAUCACAGCCAUUGGGACACCCCUUCUACACCUAGACCACCCUUGCAAACCUCACCUCCUCUGAAUCAGCAGUGGGGUGGCAUCACGGACUUAAAAAGUCUUUUUAGGUACUUGACAAAAGGCUCAAGUGACCCAGUUAGGGAGGUCCCGUUCGUACCGGAAGUCCCCGCGUUGCUGCCGGACGCCCUUUACAGAGUGUGCGGCGCAUCUCCUCCUUCCCUCACCACCGCUAGUCAUGUAGCGCCAGGCGUUCUUCACAUCUUCCCGUGCAGCUACACGUCGGAUUUAGACGUCGCUGGAGGUCAACCGGAGCUGACGUACGGCCUGCUAUCCAAAGUUCCCUCACCCAAGGAAAGAGCCAAGGUAGAGAAGAAGAAAAAUGCGCCGGCAGAUGGCGUAGAGGAGGUGAAAGAUCAGGAGCUGAAACAGGAGGCCACGGUGGUGCGCUUGGUGUGCCAUGAUAUUGACGAGCUAAGAUACACAGAAGGAACCAUCCACUGUGGGACAUGCUGGAUUCCUCCAGUAUUGGCUGCCAGACUCAACAUCCUCCCACAUUCUACAGUAAGAAUAAAGCCAGUGACAUCGACAGUUAAAGUAGCAUCCUCCAUCCAACUAUGGCCUCAAAAACCACUAUUCCAGACUGAGGCGGAGGAGGACGAAGAUAUCCAGACAGCUUUCUUGAGCUGGCUGCACACUCAGACUCACAGACCUCUGGCCUGCCUGACACCGCGAGUUGGCUCCGUCCUCCUACACGCGACUGACGACAAAUUAGAGUUCACUGUCACAGUGCUGAAACCAGAAUCCGAACCUGAGAGUGAACCACCCGACCAACUCUUUCUCCUUUCACCUUCAGUCUUACAGAAGAAACAUAUCCAGGUAGUACGAGAACCAGUGUCUGCACCACCAGUUGAGAUUGACCCACCGAAACAAGAUCUUCCAUCGCUUUCUUCUCUAGGUGGGGUGGACGAGUUGAGCAGUAGAAGCUUUGAGUUCAUCUCGUACAGUCUGCUGGCGUCUCCUUUGUCCAGAGAGCUGCUUGGAGUCAUUGGACGAGGACUCAAAGGAGGUGCCCUGCUCAUUACUGGCGCACAAGGUAGUGGGAAAAGCGCCCUUUCUCGCGCCCUCUGCAGGAAAGCAGCAGACGACGUGGAUGCGCAUGUGGAAGUGGUGGAAUGUAAAAUGUUACAAGGCAAAAGGGCAGAGACGAUUCGUCGGACAUUACAGGAGGUUUUCACCGAGGCGGAAUGGAGGCAACCUUCUGUGGUUCUGUUGGAUGACUUGGAUGACGUGGCCAGAGCGCCCACCUCACCCGAGCACGAGGAAGGACCCGAGGAGCUGCUCCACCUACACGUCGCUCAGAGUUUGAUGGACAUAGUGGAUGAGAUGGUGGAACGUGAUGCGCUGAUUUGUUUGAUUGUAACCAGUGAGGAUGAACGCUCCUUACACAGCACUCUUACUCAAGUGCAAGGAAGGCAUUUCUUCCAGGGCUUCACUCACAUAAACCCCCCUGAGCAGGCCCAGAGAAGUGACAUCCUUUGUCGUGCCAUUGAAACGAGGUGUGGCUCGUGUCAAUCCAAUUCUGUCAACUUGGAUCUGUCAACUGUUGUCAGGGAGACCGAGGGAUACCUGCCUCAAGAUCUGCUGCUAUUGUUGGAGCGAGCCCUACAUGCUAACGCCGCUCGCCAACUACAAAACAACAAUCCUGGUUCGUGUUUGUUGCAGCAGGACUUUAACGAGGCUCUCAGGGACUUUACACCGCCAUCCCGUUGGGGGGCGGACCUCCAUACUCCGAGUGGUGAGGGGCUGAAGUCUGUAGGGGGGCUUGCGGAGGUGCGGCAGCAGUUGAUGGACACCAUCUUGCUCCCUGCUAAGUAUCCCGUCCUCUUCUCCAAGCUCCCCAUCCGACAUCGUUCGGGAGUUUUGCUCUAUGGUGCUCCAGGCACUGGGAAGACUCUACUAGCGCGAGCCGUUGCCAAAGACAGUGGCAUGAACUUCAUCAGUAUUAAAGGUCCAGAGCUCCUCAGUAAAUACAUUGGAGCAAGUGAAAAAGCGGUCCGAGACGUCUUCCAAAGGGCUCAGGCGGCGAAGCCUUGUGUGGUCUUCUUUGACGAAUUUGAUUCCUUGGCGCCCAGGAGGGGUCACGACAGCACCGGUGUCACCGACCGUGUCGUCAACCAACUGCUGACUCAGUUGGAUGGAGCAGAGGGACUCGAAGGCGUUUACGUGCUGGCCGCCACCAAUCGUCCGGACCUAAUCGAUCCAGCUCUGCUGCGCCCAGGGCGACUCGACAAGUCACUCUACUGCCCCCCGCCUGGAAAGGAGGACCGCUUAGCCAUCCUAAAGAUUUUGAGCACUGGCAUCUCUUUGGCCCCUGACGUGGACCUGGAAAAUCUGGCGGAGGCGACUCAUGGAUUCACCGGUGCCGACUUGAAGGCCCUCCUCUACAACGCCCAGCUGGAGACGCUAAAUAGCAGUCUGGAUGGUAGCAUGUUGCAGGAGACAACGUGCGACAUGAGCCUGUCCUCCAUGAUCUUCCCAAACAAUAGUAGCGGUUCUGAUGACCUCGUGGAUGACGGCGAAGGAGACGAGGGCAGCUGUCCGGAGUCUGCCGAGCUACAGCGUUUGGACGAACAUCGGCAACAACAAGAACAUCCAGGUGACGCCUGGAGGAUCUACUUUGGAAGCUCCUUUGAGUCGGAGUCUGCUGAAUGCGUCUCCGUACAGGACGCUGAAGUGCCGACGCCAGAGUCCAGUCUCCCACUGCCACCCCUCGCCAUGCCCUCACUCAAGAGCGGCUUCCAGCCUCUCAGCCACGAGCAGCAACAGCGCCUCCAGCAGGAAGUGGCAUGCAUCAAGCUAAACCACCGCAGAGCGAACGGGGAGCGAGUGCGUGCCCGGUCCAAAGCCGACCUGCCUGGCAUUCUGCUGCGUCGUUGCCACGUACUCGCCGCUCUGGACGCCACCAGGCCAUCGCUUGGAAAAGACGACUGGAGCAGAUACCAAAUGCUCUACGAGGCUUUUUCAGGAGGCAGAACCACCACGCAAACGUUCCAACCAGGACAACGCGUGACGUUAGCCUGACGGUACACACAAAAGGGGCAAUUGUUUCGAUUAUUCAUCCUGUAAUUACUGUACAUUGCAAAGAAUUUAAAGAAAUAUUUUGUUAGGGUGCUUGAUUCCUGUCUGUUGUUAUCACAUAAUUUUUCAAGUGAUUUAUUUGGUCUAUAUAUACACUACUCAAACCAAUUAGAAGAAUACUUCAAAAGCAUAUCCGGGGUGGGAAAUUUAUGAUCUUGAAUAUCUUUCCUGAUAAUGAAAUCGGUGAUGUAUAAUUAACAAUUCGAUUACGGAUGUACCGAAAGCAAAUUUCUUCACCGAACCCGAAAACAGACUAUUGGAAACUCUUGGCCGAAAAAUACUCAUGCAUAUAAUUUUUUAUUUCAUUUAAUUAUUUUCCGAUUUGGCCCUUGGCCUUUGCAUUGGUUCCACAGCCCCAGAGGCUUGAAAAUUUUUAGAGCUGCAACGAUUAAUCGAUUAACUCGAGUAUUCGAUUAGAAAAAAAAUAAUAAAUUAAAUUUUGCUGUUUCAACUAUUCGUUUAGUUAAAGUAGCGUUGUCAGGUUUGUUUUGAAAGUGUUUGCAUUUAGUCUUAUUGAUUUCAGUGGAUACACUGCCCUCUAGUCUGCUCCAUUUCACGUGGCUGAAUCCAACUGCUCCCUGUUAAGACCAACAUAAGCUCAGUUUUUGUUAGAGCUAAUGUUUUUUAUGCAUUCGUAAUUUAGUUUAUAGGUAUACGUGGCCGUUUUUUUUUUUUUUUUUUUUUG